This is a messenger RNA of Ziziphus jujuba (common jujube), 1502 nucleotides long. RefSeq names its product peroxidase 29. Gene Ontology annotation, biological process: hydrogen peroxide catabolic process; response to oxidative stress. The coding region runs from base 489 to 1451 and encodes 320 amino acids. Gene Ontology annotation, molecular function: peroxidase activity; heme binding. Lineage: Eukaryota; Viridiplantae; Streptophyta; Magnoliopsida; Rosales; Rhamnaceae. The transcript is spliced from 4 exons. The record is from RefSeq and is a predicted model, not a curated record.
UCACAUAAAAUAAAAAUAAAAAUUCAUGCAUAUAUGUUACGCGUCAGUAUCUUCGUUUUUCACUGUUCCAUGUUUUCUGGUCUCACAGCCCUUGUAAAACCUUGCAAUUUUAAUAGUUUUCUAAAUUGCUUAAAUUAAGGAAUUUUGUGUCAUAUUUCUCUCUACGCCCCAACUUCUCUAAUUUAUAGCUAGCUAGCGGUGAUCUGUGUAUAUAUUCACAUAAAUAUGAGUCAAAUUUAAAACAUUAAAAAUUCAUUCAACUUUUUUCUGUUAUAUCUUUUAUGUCAAACAAAGAAAAUAUAUUGUAAUUAUUAUAUUACAAUUUCCCUGGGCAACCACACGUUAAUCUAAUAUAUAUAUAUGCAUGGCUAAAUAUUCAACUUAUAAUUGGUUUCCUCAACAUGAAGCUCUCUAGCUACAUCUAUAAAUAAAGUGGUCAUCCAGUUUUAAGUAGAGAAGAGAAAUUUUAAGAAAUUAAACUAGAAGAAAUGGGUUUGAUCAAAGAAUUUUUGGCAAUGGUUUCGUUUGUGUGGGUCUUUGGUUGCUCUUGUGCAAGUGGACUACUUGAACACCAAUUUUACAGGAAUAGUUGUGGUGCUGCAGAGAUGAUUGUGAAGGAGGAAGUGAAAACCAGUGUGCUCACUGAUCCUUCCACUGCUGCUGCUCUUCUCAGACUAGCUUUCCAUGAUUGCCAAGUUGAUGGUUGUGAUGCUUCGAUUCUUCUGGGGGAACCAAACAGCUUACCAAUGGAGUUAAAGUCUGAUAAGAACUUUGGAAUAAGAAAGAUGGGGAUCAUCGAUAUGAUAAAGACAUCCCUUGAGCAACACUGUCCUCAAACUGUUUCUUGUGCUGAUAUAAUUCAGCUGGCUGCUAGGGAGGCUAUCUAUCUGUCAGGAGGACCAUACAUACAGGUUUUGACUGGGAGAAGAGACUCUGUCUCUGCAAGUAAACAGAGAGCUGACAAACAGCUUCCAGCUUCUGACAUAUCCAUUGACGAGUUCAUCCGGAUUUUUGGCGAAAACAAUAUUAGUCUGGAAGAAGGAGUUGCACUCAUUGGAGCUCAUACUCUAGGGAGAACACACUGCAGGAACAUCAUCGAUAGGCUUCAGCCAAGAACUGAUCCCACAUUGUCACCUGUGUUCUCUUUGUUGCUGAAAACUGUCUGUAGCAAUCCUUAUUUAUCUGAUAUAACAUUCGCUCAAAACGAUGCCACUGUCUUUGUGUUUGACAACCGCUACUUCUUAGACAUACAAGAUGGAAGGGGACUGCUUAAGAUUGAUUCUGAGGUUGCUAGAGAUCCAAGGACACGCCCUUAUGUGGUCAUGUUUGGGAGGGACAUGAUGAGGUUUUUCGAUUUGUUCACAUCUGGGUUUCUGAGGCUAUCAAGCUCCAAAGUGUUGGUUGGAGAAGAGGGAGAGAUUAGGAAAGAUUGUAGGUUCAGGAACAAGUAAAUUGUAUAUGAUCCUUUCGCCUAUCAAUAAUAUAAUAUUAUGAGGAGCUAA